AUGGCAAUCAGCCAAGGGCAGGAUGCCCGACCAGUCUUCUUUUUUGACAUCGACAACUGUCUUUAUUCAAGAGACACCCAGAUCCACGAUAGGAUGCAAGAAUUGAUUGACAUCUUUUUUGUCAAGUAUCUGUCACUUGAGCCCGAGGAUGCCACCAUGCUUCACCAAAAGUACUAUAAGGAAUAUGGUCUGGCUAUAGAAGGACUGACUCGCCAUCACAAGAUCGACCCUCUAGUGUUCAACCGCGAAGUCGAUGAUGCAUUACCGCUGGAUGAAAUCUUGAAGCCCGAUCCAAAGUUGAGAGAGUUCCUUCAGGAUCUGGACACGACCAAAGUUAAGCCUUGGUUGCUCACUAACGCCUAUGUCACCCACGGCAAGCGAGUUGUCAAACUUCUAGGCGUGGAAGACCUCUUUGAGGGUAUUACUUAUUGCGAUUACGGACAGGAGAGACUUAUCUGCAAGCCCGCCGAUGAGAUGUGGGAAAAGGCAGAAAAGGAGGCAGGCGCCAAGUCCAUUGAUGAUUGCUACUUUGUUGAUGACUCCGCCCUUAAUUGUAGGUAUGCAGAGAAACGAGGGUGGAAGACAGCGCAUUUGGUCGAGCCAAUGCUACAGAUGCCAGUGACCCCCGCUUGCAAGAUCACGAUCCGCCGUCUGGAAGAACUCCGAGAGUUAUUCCCCCAGUUCUUCAAGAGCAAACAAGAAGAGGCCAAAGCAGAAACACUAUGA
Molecule: messenger RNA, 726 nt
Organism: Talaromyces marneffei
Lineage: Eukaryota; Fungi; Ascomycota; Eurotiomycetes; Eurotiales; Trichocomaceae
Exons: 5
Coding region: 1-726 (241 amino acids)
Biological process (GO): pyrimidine nucleobase metabolic process; nucleotide catabolic process
Molecular function (GO): nucleotidase activity
Source: RefSeq, a predicted model, not a curated record